Messenger RNA from Periophthalmus magnuspinnatus, 3249 nucleotides. RefSeq names its product DAZ interacting zinc finger protein 1 (gene dzip1). The coding region runs from base 208 to 2862 and encodes 884 amino acids. Gene Ontology annotation, cellular component: ciliary basal body; cytoplasm. Gene Ontology annotation, biological process: cilium assembly. The record is from RefSeq and is a predicted model, not a curated record. Lineage: Eukaryota; Metazoa; Chordata; Actinopteri; Gobiiformes; Gobiidae. The transcript is spliced from 19 exons.
AAUGUGGAGACCUGCGACGUCACCCUCAAACCGCCCGGGGUUGUGUUUUAAGAAAAAACUUUUUAAAACUAUAAACACAACAUUUCAGGGACGCCGUGUGUCUCCAUGGUAACGGCGGCGUUGUGAGCGGCAGGGGGCGGGGCCGGACAGAGACGAGGCUGCUCUGUGUGUCCUGGAGUGUGUACAGGCGUGAAACAUCAGCUGAAGAUGCCAUUUCAAGGUGGCUUUUAUUACCCAUACAACCGUGACAACCAAGGGGCCCACUCCUCCGCCGGGAUUCCUUCUCUUCUUAACUCUCCCUUCAGCCAGUCGUCUAUAAAUGGUCAUUGUGCUCCAGGUAUGACUCCUUCCAGUGGCAUCUCCACGGCUCCGCUCUUCAGGUUCCAGCCCCGGCGAGAGAGCGUGGACUGGAGGCGAAUGAACGCCGUGGACAUCGACGCGGUGGUCAGUCAGAUGGAUGUGGGGGUUCUUCAGGAGUAUAUCACCACGGUAACGUACUGCAGCCUGGACGGCGAGCGCUGUCCCCGGUGUCAGAGUCCCGUAGACCCCGCUCUCGUCAAGCUUCUGCGGCUGGCUCAGCUCACUGUUGAGUACCUGCUGCACUGUCAGGAGUUAUUGACAGCGGAAAUGCACAUGAUGGAGGAGAGGCUAGAGGCCGCUGGUAAGGACCGGGUACAGCUGCAGGCUCAGCUAAAGGAGAAGGACGAGCAGAUAAAGACGCUGAACGAAGAACUGAAACAGAGGAGGAAGGUUAUUCGUACGCAGCAGAGGAUUCUCGCGCCAAGCAUCAUCAACAGCCAUAAGUGUCUACAUUGUGAAAAAUCAUUCCUAAAUGCAACUUUUCUGCAAAAUCAUAUGCAGAGACGUCACCCAGAGGAGUAUGAUGCCAACACUGAAAGGAAGUCCGAGAUGGACAGCCUCAAAUCAGAGAUCACAGCUUUAAAGGAGCAGAUUGUUCAGCAGCAGACGGCCCUACAAAACAAAAUAGCACAGGAGAAAGAGCAGGAGUCUUUACAUAGAGACCUCAUCAGAGAGCUGGAUCGGUUCAAGGCGGAGGAGAUGGCUCGCAUGGACCAAAAGAUCGAGGGCUGUAGAGACGGGAUUCGACGAGAGAUGGAAUUUCUAUAUACUCGUAACAUCCAAGCCCUUAACGACGUGAAUCAGCAGCAGUCCACCAGACCAGGGAAGUCCAGCCCCGUUCAAAUGGAGCCAGAAAAAGACUUGGACAACUAUAAUGAAAUGCAGAAACAUGCCAUACAUAAACUUGAACAGCAGCUCAAGAAGCAGGACAAAAAGUUCGAGUCUAGAUUGCAGAAUAUGAAAGAUCAGCACGAAUCAGAGAAAAACCAGUUACUGAACGAGUUAAACAGAAUGCAGAUCACGGUGUCAGAGCAACAAGAACACAGUCAGAGGCUCAGGCAGGACCUGGGCCGAAAGCUCCAGGAGAAAGAACACAUCAUCAAGAGCCAGAAGGAGCAGAUUAAGAAGAUGGCAUCCAGCCCACCAGCCAGAGUGGUAGAAACACAAGUUCUUCAGAUGUCUGCAGCACCAGAGCUGAAACAAAAGAGAGUUGUUCUUGACGAGCCCCCCCCUGCUCUAAUGCUGGAUCCUAUACAGGAGCUGUCAGAAGAGGACAGAGAGUCCAGCAGUGUUUCUGAAGCAAAGCCAGUGGAGAAAAGACCAGAGCCAGCACCAGAGAAGAAGCAGAGGACGACCAUCAACGCUCUGAGAAGAAACCCCGACCUCAGGAGAGAGAUGAGGCCUGAGCUGGAGACGUCGGUCAUGAGGAAGCUCCAGAGCUACGGAGUCAAAGCUAAUCGAACUGGACUCAAGACCAAAGAGAUGGAGUCUAUACUUGUCAAGGUGCAGGCGGAGCGGCAGAGGACAUCCAAAGACCUGCCCGAUUACUGGUCUUAUCGCCAGGAAGUUAGCGAUAAUCUGGACAACAAGCUGGGACGUCCAAAGAAGAGCCAGGACCACAGAAACAAACAGCCGCUGCAAGUGUUGCAGAUUUACCCUCGGUCCAACAGCCUGCCGUCCAAAGCAGCAACUGUGACGUCGGUAUCUUCAGAGAGGGUCUCCAAAACCCCCCAGCCCAUCCCGAGAUCCAAGUCUAUACCAUCACCAAAAACCUCCACACCCAAAGACAAACCCCCGAGGAGAUACCCUUCCAUGACCCCUCCUUUCAGCUCAGACGAGGACUCUGAAGAAGAAGACACAGACGCCGAGGAAGAGCGUCAGUUGGACCAGAGGAAUAAACCCAGUCUGGUCCAGAGCAGAACCACUCCGGUUCUGACCAAGCAGGCCUCGGUCACCUCGGUCAGCAGCCUGCCGUCCAGAGGGAAGACCACAGAAGUGACCAAAACAACGCUGACGAAGAUGAAGAUGGACAGUGACGACGAGGAGACGUGGUCCGACGUCAGCGAGCUCCAAGAGAUCGAUCCUAAACAGAGCUUCAAAGACCAGAAUGGGAACGUGGAGAGGAAGAGCUUUGGGAAAGAAAACAAAAUCAGUGAAAUGGGCAAAAAAAUUGAAAAACAGUUUACAGAUAGAUUGGGCAAGAAACCAGCAGGGGGCGUUAGCAUUUUGCCUGAGAGGAAAGACGAAGUCCAAGAACUCUCAUGCACAGAUCUAGAAGAGAGCAAUGAAUGGUCCUCAUCUGUGGAAGACAAAGUGUCCAAACCCGUCCAUGGCUCUGCAGCUCUGAGGAAGAGCCUGGACUCAGCCAGCACCAGUGUGUGGGGGACGUCCACCGGGAAGGGACCCAAGUCCAGUUUGACUGAAGCGAGUACAGGAAGCACUUUGAAGAGCACCAUUUACUCCAUUAGCGACGCCAGUGACGAUGAUUUUAGCAAUAAUUAAAUAGAAAAUAUCACGUAGGCCAUAUGCAAACCUGUAAACCUGUAAACCUCAGCCAUCUCCGGACACACCUCGACACAAGCCAAAUGCACACUAGAUAUUACAAAAAGGGAUUUAAACUGUUCAAAAUGUCUUCAUGAAAUAAGCAAGUCCCGCAGUAACAUAUUAUGACUUUUAUUAUGACUAGAAUGCACUGUUUUUACUUAGAAAUACUUUGUGCCAAUGCAUUUGCCUAUGAACUGAUCAGAUGCGCUUGUUUUUUAGUAAACACACAUUUAUUAUUACAUUACGUGUUUUGUACAACAUAUUUUAUAAGAUUUGAACAAAAAAAUAAUUGUAAUUUUUGUAUAGAAAGUAUUUAUACAAAACAAUAAAACAUUUUCAAAGAGU